Messenger RNA from Centropristis striata (black sea bass), 2152 nucleotides. RefSeq names its product transmembrane protein 235b (gene tmem235b). The record is from RefSeq and is a predicted model, not a curated record. Bases 234 to 851 code for a protein of 205 amino acids. The transcript is spliced from 4 exons. Gene Ontology annotation, cellular component: apical plasma membrane. NCBI's taxonomy places the organism in Eukaryota, Metazoa, Chordata, Actinopteri, Perciformes, Serranidae.
CUGUGACUUGAUUCAUUCAGUCAGGGGUUCUUUCAUCUCCAUGUCCAUCCGGUAGGUAGUAAUUGGUUCACCGAAAGCCUUUGGAUAGCUUCAACAGUGAGAUAUAACCGGGAUUUAUUGCGCAUCUCGUAAUGAGUGCGUUACAGAGACUGGAUCGGCACUAAAAAAAAAAAAAUCCGCGUUACGCACGAGUUAAAGCCAUCUCCGUUACGCGUGAUUUAAACCUCUGCAGGAUGAAGGUUACCUUUGGCUCUCUGGUGAUUACAGCCGGCAUCUGCGGACUUCUAAGCUUUGCCUUUUUGGCCACUUCCCUCGGAACCGAGUACUGGUUCAUCAUAGAGAUGAAUCCUAUGAAUAUGAGCGACUCUGAGGACAUGAGCUCCCACUCGGGACUGUGGAGCAUCAGCGAUGGUGGGAAGAUGAACCCAGACCCUAUUGACUCGUACCCAGGGGACUACUCCAGGUACUCGGAGACUGAGCAGAGCAUGCACAGUGCCAUAAUAGUGGUACUUCCAUUCAGUCUGGUCCUGUUGGUGUUUGGUGGCAUCUGUGGGUUGGUCAGCUCUCUGGCUCGGAGCCCCCUCCUCCUCACCAGCACAGCCUCCUACUUCUUCAUCUGCAGUCUGCUGACACUGUGUGGUGUGAGCCUCUACAUCCUCUACUCGCACCAUGCCCUGGCUGAGACGGAGAGGCUGGCGGGGCCCGAGGGUCUGGCCUAUAUUCAGACCUCCUUCGGCUGGUCUCUGGGUCUGGCCUGCCUGUCCUACGGCUUGGAGGUCCUCACUGGCAUACUCCUGCUUGUGGCUGCGCGAAAGGUCAAGCUGCAGCACAGCAGUCCCACCAUGGCUUGACACAAGCCUCCACAGUGGAUCCGACACAUUCAGGGUGGAGGACUGAAGCGGACUGGCGUGUGGUUCUGCCUAGAACAAAGUAAUAAACAGUAUCUGGACAGUAUUAAGACUUUCACAAUAUCCAAAAGUUGGCUGAAGAUGUUUUGGACUGUUUUAUGUGUUUUGUAAGUUUAAAAUCAGCCUCAGGGUUAAUACACAGUAAGUGAAGUGAUGGACUACUCUGAGCUAAAUUUGACAAAUUGCGCCCCCUUGUGGUCAGAAUUGAAGUGGCUCUCACAUGGACUAUCAGUGAAUUUUGACAUGCUGUAUAAAUGUAUUCUGUGCCAAACUAAACUGACAUACUUUAAAUCUAUUGAUACUCUUUCAUUCAUUCAUAUUGUGUAUACUCUUAAUCAUGGCAAUGAAUUAAAUUCAUGCUAUAUUUGAUUGUUUCUCAAUGUUUACAGCGUCAGAGCACCAUAGGUCAAACCUAAAAGUGUAUAUGUAUAUAAUGUUAGUUACAUGUUUUUCUGUUGAAAAUGUGUUAUAAAUAUUUGUUCUCUGUGACUGCAGGAAAAAAAUAUUAAACUACUGCAGCCAUUUAAUGUCUUUGAGCCUAUUGAUGUUACAAUUCAGUGUUCUUUCAGGACUGUGGGUGCAUGAUACACCAAAGUGUGUAUCAUGAUGUAUUUUUUUCUUGGUUAUCUGUGACUUUUUUUUUAUUUUUGAUAAUGAAUCUGAUCUAAUAUCUCAAUUUUCGGUUGUACUUUCUUCUGCAAGUUUGUCGUUGAUUUACUUAAAUUAGGUUCACAGUGAAAAGAGAAAGAGACAGAGAAGCCCUCACCUACUUUGUUGCUCUUAAAGAAGAAGAUAAACAGAAAAUGCAUUUCCUGCUGAAAAUGUGCUGAAAGUGCUGAAAGCUAAAAAGCUCACAGUAAACUGCAAUACUGGCCUAAAUGUGUGUGAAAAUAAAGUUAAGUUGAAGAAAUAGUUGGAAAGAUUUGAAUGGGUCUUGUUAGUAAGACUGCUAUUAAAAAGUUGAAUAAUACCAAUAAUUGAAUAUGUGUAAUAUGUGUGUACACUAUAUAUAAUAUGUGUGCACAGAAUGUAUUGUAUGUGUAGAAUGUGUGUACAGUAUGUAUAACACGUCUGUAGUAUGUGUAUACACUGUGUAUAGUAUGUGUUUACUUUGUGUAGAGUGUAUGGUGUAUAUAUUAUGUGUAUACAGAAUGUAUAGUGUGUUUAGGAACUACCAUUGUAUGGUAUAUCAAAAAAUUUCAAAACACCAUACUGACGUCAAAAAAACGCUUUAGAAUAGCACG